GUUAUUGUCAUCACGUGUCAAGUAACUGUAACACUAUUACAGCUAUAUUAAAGAAACAUACAGUUUUGUAGCUAUUAUCGGCUCUCAGUGUUCUUAAGAUGGACCCUUCAAUUGUCCAGUUUAUGGCCUCUCAAGGCCUGGCAAUUCCCCCCCAGUCAGGAAUGGUUCAAUUCCAGGGAAGCAUGCCCCCCGGACCUGGCAUCAUGAACUCCGUCACUAGCCUCACUCCCUCUGGUGCAAAGAGACGAAAGCUAGGGAAUGGUCAAAUGAUGGAUGAGGUUGACCUUGACGAUGAAGGCAAGGCUGGGUCUAGUAAACUAACACUAGAGGCCAAGAGGUCCCAGCAUUGUGAGGUAGAGAAGAAGCGAAGGGAGCGCAUGAAUCGCUACAUGUCUGAGCUUGCUCAGAUGAUCCCUGCUUGCAAUGCAGUCCCGAGGAAACUUGACAAGCUCUCCAUUCUCAAGAUGGCCGUGGAUCAUAUGAAGAACCUGCAAGGAGACUGUCAGACGCCAUCUGAGUACAAACCAGGGUUCCUGACUGAUGAUGAGCUUAAGAAACUCAUUGUGGAGGCUGCUAAUGGGUUCAUGAUGAUUGUGGAGUGCUCUCAGGCCAAGAUCUUGUAUGUGUCUGACACUAUCGAUGAUGUCCUCCAGGAGAAACCAGACAAUUGGGUGGGGUCCUGCCUCUAUGACAUGUUGCAUCACAAGGACAUAGUUAAAGUACGAGAUCAGUUGGCAUGUUUUGAUGUUGACAGUGUCCUUAAAGAAAGCUCUACAGCCAGUAACUCUCCACUUGUCAUGCAUGGGCAGUCAAUCAAUGGCCUCAGGAGGUCCUUCCUGUGUAGGGUCAAGAAGACCAAGGAGGGACAUCCCAGUACAUCGAGGGACAGCUCCAGGAGUGACUACAAUAACUCGGAGACCUUUAUCAAGUUGCUCCAUCCUCACGAGAACUCUCAGUAUGCCGUGCUCCACUGCACCGGCUUCAUCAGAAACCUUACAAGUUCAGAGCGCAGAUCUCUUCGAGUGGAAGACUCGUCUGCAGGGACGUGUCUGGUUGCCGUGGCGAGGCUACAACACUUCGGAGAUGAUGGUCCAAAGGUCAGCAUGGAGACAAGUGAGAAUGAGUUUGUCACUCGAGUAGCAGUGGACGGCCGAUUCAGUUAUGUAGACCCAAGGGUGGCGAGUGUGCUUGGUUACCUACCACAAGACCUCAUUGGACAAGUCUCCUACGAGUACUACCAUCCUGAUGACAUUGAGAAGAUGGUCCACCUUCAUCAUGAUGCUAUGAAGAGGCGGACUCCCAUGCCCACCGUGAGGUAUCGGUUCCUGUGCAAGGAUCACAAGUGGCUGUCUCUGGCAAUGAAGGCGUUUGCUUUUGUGAACCCGUUCUCUCAACAAGUGGAGUAUGUUGUGUGCACCAACGUCAUCAUGAGGGCAGAGUCCAAAGAGACUGAGACCAGUUCUGAAAUGAGGGGUGCUAUGAUGGCACUCAGGCCUCCGGGGGGUGAGCUGGGUGGAGCCAAUGGGGACAGCCAAGUACCCAUGGAUCAGGGCAUGCUGAGUGACCCACUGUCAAUGCUCCUCAUGUCCUCCUCCACACCACCUGCUGGACCCUCAUCAGGUGACCUAGCUCUCUCCUUCAACACCUCAAGCCCUAGUGACAUGGCCCAACCUACCACCAUUGUAUCAGCUGAGAUGCCAGGAGCGGCCAUAUCCACUCCAGCUGCCGUCACUAUACAGGAGAACGCAGCUACUGCUCAGCACAUUCUCGACGAAUACAAUCGAAUGCACACAACGCCAAUGGUGAGAAAAGACCUCAACAUAAGCUUUCCUCCUGGGCUGUUCACGAAUGAAGUGAAUCUGAUGGGGUCAGAGUUCCCGUAUCGCCACCUGCUGCAAGAGUUGGAGAACCCAGCCGAGUUCACUGAACUGUUCAAACAAGUACCAGCCAACCCUCUCAAGUUACCAAACGCCUUUCAAGACCUCGACUUAUUUGAUUAGCUAAUUAAUUAACAGACUGCAUUCACUGUGUGUCACACUUGUGUAUAUAUACCAACUCAUUAUUUUAUGUAUGAUGGCUUUUUGCGUA
Messenger RNA from Halichondria panicea, 2088 nucleotides. Its product is annotated as protein cycle-like. The transcript has 12 exons. Gene Ontology annotation, molecular function: protein dimerization activity; RNA polymerase II cis-regulatory region sequence-specific DNA binding; DNA-binding transcription factor activity, RNA polymerase II-specific. Gene Ontology annotation, biological process: regulation of transcription by RNA polymerase II. Lineage: Eukaryota; Metazoa; Porifera; Demospongiae; Suberitida; Halichondriidae. Gene Ontology annotation, cellular component: nucleus; aryl hydrocarbon receptor complex; transcription regulator complex. The record is from RefSeq and is a predicted model, not a curated record. Bases 99 to 2000 code for a protein of 633 amino acids.